Messenger RNA from Zeugodacus cucurbitae (melon fly), 547 nucleotides. RefSeq lists its product as uncharacterized. The record is from RefSeq and is a predicted model, not a curated record. The transcript has 2 exons. The coding region runs from base 27 to 338 and encodes 103 amino acids. Lineage: Eukaryota; Metazoa; Arthropoda; Insecta; Diptera; Tephritidae.
UGCUGUUGCAAAAGCCACUGAGCAUUAUGUUGGCUAGAGCACAGCUUAAGGGACUGUUAGCUCAAAUUUUCAAUCUAAAAAAAAGUAUGAAUCCAAUACCUAGGACUUCUCCAAAUAGCCCGACUGCAUCAGGAUCAUUGGAACAAGGAAAUGAAUUAUUGUCUCAAAAUUCGACCACCUGCUCGAUUUUAAAAGAGUUUUUAAAUAAUAUUGAAGUGGCUUCUGAUGACGAGGCCGAAGAUGAUGCACAUAUUGAGCAACUCAAAAAAGGAUAUUCCGAAAUUGACAUUUAUAGCCCAAAGCCCGUGAGUUUAAAUAGGAAUAUAAUGGAAUAUUGAAAAGAAAAACAAUUUCAAUAUCCUCAUCUGUACCAAUUAGCCAAUGUUGUGCAUUCUGUACCUGCAACACAAGUAAGCGUUGAAAGAUCAUUUUCUGCGCUUAAAUUGAUUUUGACAGACCAAAGGUGUAUCCUUUCAAGCGAGUCACUGUCAAAAUUACUUUUUGUAAAAUUGAAUAAUAAUUAAAUAUAAAAAUAAUUUACUUUAUA